This is a messenger RNA of Ostertagia ostertagi, 1368 nucleotides long. NCBI's taxonomy places the organism in Eukaryota, Metazoa, Nematoda, Chromadorea, Rhabditida, Trichostrongylidae. The record is from the annotation of a GenBank genome assembly.
UUGCAGGUGGAAGAUGCUCUCUCCUAUUUGGAUCAGGUGAAAACUCAGUUUGCUGACCAGCCAAAUGUUUACACUCAGUUUCUCGACAUCAUGAAAGAUUUCAAGUCUCAAGCCAUCGACACACCCGGCGUAAUCACACGAGUAAGUCGCUUAUUUCAUGGGAGAUCCGCUCUGAUAAUGGGAUUCAACACUUUCCUGCCGCCAGGAUUUGAAGUGCAAGUAGUGGGAUCGAAGAUUACAAUCACAGAGCCUAGCGGUAACAAACAGGUUAUUUUCAACAAUCCGGAAGCUGAGCGAGUGACUGAAGAAAAGCCACCCGUAGUUGAGACCCUUUCACCGUGCCAACAGCCUUCAACUAUAGAAUGUCAGCAUAAUGUCGAAAGUGCUCAAGGCACUCCGACACCUGCAGCACUUGCCCCCUCGCCAAGUGUGGCUCGCACUCCACAAAGGGAAAAAGCCGUUUUGGAUGCCGUGACAGCUCUAUUUGGCGAAGAACCAGAUUUACUAGAAGAGUUUCGUCAUUUUUUACCAGGAGUCCAUGGUUUCCGAGGUCCUUCGGAUCCCCUUUUCGACUAUGAAUCGAAAGAGACUGAAGCCACUAUUUCGUCAGAUUCUGAAGCAAAGAUGGAUCUCUCAGAUUCAGAGCCAGAGUUGGAAACUAUGCCCAAGCGAAAGCGGCGAUCAAGGAUUUCAUCUAGUCCGUCCAAGUCGAAAUCACAUUUUGAUUCUGUGUGGAAGAGAGAACUCGACGUUAAAGAUAUCGCUCUCUGUGCAACUGUCGAAGAUAUCAUAUAUUUUGACAAUAUCCGUCGCUUUUUGGACGAGCAAAAAUACCAAACAUUCCUGCGCGCUCUCAAUCUUUACAGUGCAAAUAUAAUAUCGGCCAUCGAGCUAUUAACUAUGCUGGAAGCUCUUUUUGGGAACCAGAAGCACUUACUGGAAGGUCUCCGGAAAAUUCUCGGAGUGGAAAGUGAAUCCAGCUGUGCAUCAGCGUCUGCUGCUCCUAUAGAGCAACGUUUUCCCAGUGAUCUGGCUCAUCAAAUUGACUACUCGAGUUGUAAACAACUUGGGGUUAGUUAUAGGAGUCUUCCCGAUAGCUUCAAAAGGCCUGUAUGUUCAGGCAGAACACAGCUGUGCCAUGAGGUAUUAAAUGACACCUGGGUAUCAUUCCCAUCAUGGUCUUCUGAAGACACUACCCACGUUUCUUCCAAAAAGACACAAUACGAGGAAUUCAUUUAUCGAACCGAAGACGAACGUUUUGAGUUGGAUAUCAUAAUCGAUGUGAACAAAUACGCUAUCGAGUCGUUGGAACUUGUGCGAAGGCGCAUGGAGAGAAUGACAUCGGCAGAAUUGGACAAAUUCCGGUGA